AUGCAGCACUUUGGGGUGGACAACCAGCAACACGCCCUAGGUCAGCCCUUUGAUCUGUCAGGGUCCCAGAUCCCCUGGGCGGUACAGACUAUUUUAAAGCUGCCAGUAGCCCAAAUUUGGCUCUCGUCUUUAGAACCCAGAGGGUCAUGGAGACAUGCAAGUUACCAUACCACUACAAGGUACCAACUCCAGAAGUGUAGAUUUAGACACAGAUUUUAUGAAAAUAAAAUUCCACACAUACUGCUGUCCUGGGGUGUUGAGCUCUCCGCAGGUGGACUGUCCUGGGGUGUUGAGCUCUCCGCAGGUGGACUGUCCUGUGGUGUUGAGCUCUCCGCAGGUGGACUGUCCUGGGGUGUUGAGCUCUCCGCAGGUGGACUGUCCUGGGGUGUUGAGCUCUCCGCAGGUGGACUGUCCUGGGGUGUUGAGCUCUCCGCAGGUGGACUGUCCUGGAGUGUUGAGCUCUCCGCAGGUGGACUGUCCUGGGGUGUUGAGCUCUCCGCAGGUGGACUGUCCUGGGGUGUUGAGCUCUCCGCAGGUGGACUGUCCUGGAGUGUUGAGCUCUCCGCAGGUGGACUGUCCUGGGGUGUUGAGCUCUCCGCAGGUGGACUGUCCUGGGGUGUUGAGCUCUCCGCAGGUGGACUGUCCUGGGAAGGGGAUGUCUCCUGUCGGGUCUCAAGCCUAGAAGAAGCUGUGACAGUGAUGUUCAAUGUUGAAAAAGUGUUACUCAAUUUCAUCACAGAAUCGUAGAGAAAUGAGUUACAGUACUUGACUGAGUGAACAAGCUAACCACCUUAGGCCGUCAUUUAGCCCAAACAACUACCUCUUUCCCUACUGUAUUUAAUUAAUUUAUUUAUUUUGCUCCUUUGCACCCCAUUAUUUUUAUUUCUACUUUGCACAUUCUUCCAUUGCAAAUCUACCAUUCCAGUGUUUUACUUGCUAUAUUGUAUUUACUUUGCCACCAUGGCCUUUUUUUGCCUUUACCUCCCUUCUCACCUCAUUUGCUCACAUCGUAUAUAGACUUGUUUAUACUGUAUUAUUGACUGUAUGUUUGUUUUACUCCAUGUGUAACUCUGUGUCGUUGUAUCUGUCGAACUGCUUUGCUUUAUCUUGGCCAGGUCGCAAUUGUAAAUGAGAACUUGUUCUCAACUUGCCUACCUGGUUAAAUAAAGGUGAAAUAAAAAAUAAAUAAAAAAUUGUAAAUAAGAAUUUGUUCUUAACUGACAUGCCUAGUUAA
Oncorhynchus keta (chum salmon) is the source of this 1234-nucleotide messenger RNA. RefSeq lists its product as uncharacterized. The transcript has 4 exons. Bases 1 to 747 code for a protein of 248 amino acids. Lineage: Eukaryota; Metazoa; Chordata; Actinopteri; Salmoniformes; Salmonidae. The record is from RefSeq and is a predicted model, not a curated record.